AUGUCGACAACAACCACAACCACCGCUGCUUUUCCUCCUCCUCACACACAACAUCAGUUCACGUCUUCCUCCUCGCCUCUUCGCCUUGCCGUCCAGAAGAAGAAGAUGAGCAUCACUCAGACCUACUACCUCGCCCACAAGGCCCGGGCCAAGUUGUCCUCGGAGGCGGCCCGCGCCGACCACGAACUCCGCCUGCUCGUCGGCCACGCCAACCUCCUCGACUCCCUGAUGCUCGAGCUCGCCGAUGCUGAGCGGGAACAAGAGAGCUGGUUCAACCAAUCCGUCCGCGGUGCCACCAAGACCGAGGAACGCCACGUACAAUGGGCCGGCUCCGUCGUCGAGGACCCCGAAGAUGACUGGCACGCCGACGACGCCUCCGACUCGGACGACUCCUCUUCGGACUCGGACGAUGAUUACGACGAGGAUGACAUUGAGAUGGCCAACGCCGUCUCUCUUCGCCGCAUGCCCUCCGCCUCCGCUGUCCCCACAUCGCCAAAGACCACUACCAUGGAGGUGUCAGAAGACUACGACAUGGAGGACGACCUCGAGGAGGACUACGCACAGCUCGAGCUCGUCCGAACACCAUCCCAUUCUAGCAGCAGCUCACCACCAGAGCUGGAGCACGACUCCGACAUCUCAGAUGACGAGUCGAUGCCUCCGUCACCGCCAAACGCCGUGCUCACCUUCACCGAGAAGGAUGCCAAGGAAGACAUCUCGCAACAGCAACAACAACAAAGCGACGACGGCUCCUUCUACUCGGAAGGCUUCUACUUGCCGCCUCGUAAUCCAGCAAGGCUCGUGUCUGCCAUCUCGGUGUACUAA
Molecule: messenger RNA, 822 nt
Organism: Colletotrichum graminicola M1.001
Lineage: Eukaryota; Fungi; Ascomycota; Sordariomycetes; Glomerellales; Glomerellaceae
Exons: 1
Coding region: 1-822 (273 amino acids)
Source: RefSeq, a predicted model, not a curated record